GUUCAGCAACUCAAAAACCUUCAGAAAAGUAUAUUUUGGUUCUUUUGGCAAAAAUUUUGUGACCAGUGACUUAAACUUUGAAUUAAGUUUAGUUUCUCUUUAGCUUAUUAAAUGAAACUAUAGAUAUCUCGAGCAAUAAAAGAGAUAUCGGAAAAAUUUUAACAGUUUUUGAAAGAAGAAUAUCUGUUCUUAUAAUAACCACUACAAAUUUGCUUAAAAUGAACUAUCCCACAUAAAAACAGAACCUCGAAAACAGUCAAAAUGACGUUUUUUAGCAUUUUAUAACGGCAAUAUUUCAAAAACGGAGGCCAAUCAAAUUUUUCUGACUUCAGAUUCGGAUUCAGCACCCCAAAAACUACUAGAAAAGUAUAUUUUGGUUCUUGUGGCAAAAAAAAAGUUAAAUUUUGUUGACCAGUGUAAUGGUACGAACUUUCAAGGAGCAGCUCGAGUUUUAUCAGAAAUGUACAAAUUGGUGCAAUCUCACAACAAGAAGGUCGUAGAAAUGUUGGCUGGCGAAAACAUUGAUUGGCAAUUUAUCCCUCCGCAUAGUCCUCACUUUGGUGGACUUUGGGAAGCGGUGGUUAAAUUAGUAAAACAACAUCUUCGGCGCGUCGUUGGCGAUAGUGUCCUUAACUUUGAAGAAAUGUGUACCUUGUUAGCCCAAAUCGAAGCCCUUUUGAACUCUAGACCCCUUUGUGCUUCUUCCGAUUCAGAUCUUGAUCCAUUAACGCCUUCUCGUUUCCUUAUAGGUAGACCUUAUACGGCGAUACCCGAGCCAAGUUUUUUGGAAACACCUAUCAACCGAUUGGGAAGAUGGGAUCUACUACAAAACAUGAUGCAAGGUUUCUGGCAAAGGUGGCAACCCGAUUACCUCACAUCUUUGCAGCAGCGCCCAAAAUGGAGAGAAGCCAAAAGAGAUUUUGAAGUUGGUGACCUAGUCAUUCUAAAAGAACCAAAUCUUCCACCUUCUCAAUGGCUUCUUGAAAGAGUUACCGAAGUUCAUCCAGGUGAAGAUGGACACGUACGAGUGGUUACAUUGCGCACCAAACGUGGCACUUUCAUGCGCCCCGUAACCAAACUUGCCCUCUUGCCAUGUCCUGAAAUUCCUUCAGCGGUGGCGGCAUGUUGAGGAACGCAGCAGUUAUUGUUUAUGUAUUUAUUUUUUGUUUUGAGUUAAAUAAUUUUCUAUUUACAUUUAAUUAAUUUAUUUUCAAUUAGUUUUCAAUUUAAUUUAUAAUUUCAUUUUCAUUUAAUUUCUUACAACAUAUUAAUUUUUUCUACAAUUGCCAAACAUUUUUGCAUUACCCUAUGGUAUGUUUCCUAUGUCGGUUUUUGUUUGUAAUAUCAUUGGUUUUGUUAAAUGAGUUAAUCCUCUUAUCUUUGGUCUCAUCAUAAGCAUUGUAUUUUUUUGUGUAUUCAUUGCAAAUGCAGUGCAUACACAUUUGCUGAAACCGUUGGUCAUUGGAAAAACAAAUCACCGCAAUGUGAAUGCAGAUCAAUGCUAAUGGUGACGUGUGCAAUGGUUUUAGCAAAUGUGUAUGUACCAUAUGAGUGAUAAGAGUUUUACUCUUUCACUUUCUUAGCAACUACCAAACCAGCCGGUCGAUUUUGCAUAGGGAAUAUUCCUAUGGAUUUUUGUUUGUAAAUUAAUUGAUUUGUUUAGUUUGAUUUGUUGUUUAAUUAAAAGAUUAAAUUAUAACGUUUUGAAAUAUUUUGCGUUUGUCUUUAAUUUCAAUCAUUCUAAAACAACACUUUUUUGAAUUAUCUAACCGUUUAGUAGAUAUUUGAGGUCCAAAAAUCGAGAAAAUCUUUAAAAAUUCGUUUUUUGUUCUUAAUUUUGUAACAAAUUGAAAAAUUAUAAUAAUCAAACGCGCAUGACAUAUUAUUGUAGGAAACAGAUUGCUCUACAAAAAAGGUCUACAAAAACUACAAAAUAAGGCAAUGAGGAUUAUUUUAAAAUGUGCACGGCUUACUCACAUAAAAGAUAUGUUAGAAAGGCUUAACUGGCUAAAUAUUACGCAGCUUAUUAAAUUAAAUGUCUUAUUAUUUGUGUUUAAAAUGAAAAAUGAUAUGCUACCAAGCUAUUUAUGCAAUAACUUAAAAUAUAUCAGUGAUUCUCAACUCUAUAAUCUAAGAAGCGCUCAAAAUCUUAGACUUCAAUAUAAAGCAACUUCGCGCGCGCAGAACACAAUGAUGUUUAAAGGACUACAGUUAUAUAAUAAUAUACCAAGUAAAAUUAAAUCAUUAAAUACUUUACAAAAUUAUAAAAGAGAAGUGAUAAAAUAUUUAAAAUCAGACAAUGUAUGAGAACUAAUAAAUCAUAAAUGAACAAAAUGGCUUUUUAGCCAAAACAAAGCUCUUAAGGACUUUGCACAUGAGAGCGACCAACGAAUGAACGAAUGGACGAACAAACGAGAUUUAACACAUUUCUACGACUCAAUUUCAAACAAAAAAUGAUUCAAAUUAUAAGAAACCAAUUGAUACUAAUGUUAAAAUUUGCAUUUUGUUUGCUGAAAUAAGAAAAAUUUGUAAAAACAAUUUGGUAGUUACGAAUUGCAGUUUGGUUGCUACGAAUUGUCAAACUCUAUUCGCGUUCCACAUACCAUCCACACUACAACGAAUAAAUUGUUCGCGCGCGACUUAACCUCAAAAUUACUCUUGUUUUUGUUUUCUAUUCUGGUCAUGGCUGCGGAGAACAUGAACCCAAUUGACAAUUCGUCGCUGUCUGCGAAUUGUCAUGUGAAAGAUAUGUCAAAAUAUGCGACCUUCCACAGUUCGCAGUUCGUAGUUCGUAGCUCAUGUGCAAAGUCCUUUACACUCUUAAACCUCUUAUUUAUUUUUU
This is a messenger RNA of Episyrphus balteatus (marmalade hoverfly), 2842 nucleotides long. RefSeq lists its product as uncharacterized. The coding region runs from base 461 to 1129 and encodes 222 amino acids. The transcript has 2 exons. The record is from RefSeq and is a predicted model, not a curated record. Lineage: Eukaryota; Metazoa; Arthropoda; Insecta; Diptera; Syrphidae. Gene Ontology annotation, molecular function: nucleic acid binding.